CUACUAUAAAUAGUAAGUUUAAUUAAAUAUAUAGUCGAGUUGAUUGUUUCUUAUAAAACUAGGGGUGAAGUAAAUUCAAAACAUAGCAUUAAUGGGAGGAAACCGAUAAAGAGUUGUAUAAAUUCAAAUGUUUAUAGCAAGCAUGCUGCUGGUUAGGUAGCCAAUACUUGUAGUUCUUACAUUUAUUUUCAUAUGAAGUAUAGUUUUUAUAGCCAAAAAAAGUUUGCUUUCUGAUGUGGACUUUGACAUUUCUUUUCUUUAUUAUUUUUCUAUGAUUUCAGACUUUCAUUGGUAUCAACGGAAUUAGAGAUUUCCAGCUAAAUGUCAGCCAACGAGGAGGUUGUGGAGAGUCUUGCACUUGUUGUAUAUAAUGAGAGUGCAUCUACAAUCAAUGAAACUGGGCUUCAACUGUAUCCAGUUUCUGAGAAUGAAUGUGGUGAAGGUUUACCAUAUGCUCCUAUGGAUUGGCCAAAUGUUGGUGAUAAGUGGGGAUGGAGGACAGGGAAAAGAGCUACAAACAAAGGCACCUUCAAAGAUAGAUAUUUGUAUCUUCCGGAGCGUUUUCAGGCACCAAAAAAUGGAAAGGAAAAUGCCUUUCGAAGUAAGGCUUCAGUAAAAAAAUAUCUCCAAUCUGCGUACCCUGGUAUGGAUAUCAAUCGAUUCUUUGCCUCAUUCAGUUGGAUGAUUCCUUCAAAGCAGUCGGCAAGCUCAAAAGGUUAGCUUCAACAAGGCUCUUCGGUAUAUAUCAUGUAGAGAUUUAUUCAGUUGUUUGCAUCACUUAAAUGAAGCAGUAAUAACCACAUGGCUCACUGUGUAUACUAAACUUCGAAAAAAAAUUAAUAUUUACCGAGUUAUGUGUAAGGACCGAUUCCAAAUCACAUGUCUCACCUCUUG
Messenger RNA from Solanum lycopersicum (tomato), 894 nucleotides. The record is from RefSeq and is a predicted model, not a curated record. NCBI's taxonomy places the organism in Eukaryota, Viridiplantae, Streptophyta, Magnoliopsida, Solanales, Solanaceae.